Messenger RNA from Pocillopora verrucosa, 1669 nucleotides. Its product is annotated as programmed cell death protein 6. NCBI's taxonomy places the organism in Eukaryota, Metazoa, Cnidaria, Anthozoa, Scleractinia, Pocilloporidae. The record is from RefSeq and is a predicted model, not a curated record. Gene Ontology annotation, molecular function: calcium ion binding.
AUAUUUUUAUAUUUGAUUUUUAUUUUGAAUUUUUUCAGUGUUAGAAGUGCUUUCAGUGUUAUUUCCUGCGACUAAAAAUGAAGAUCGAAAUCUGAACUAGCUACCACCCCCUUAGGGACAGAUUUGCAAUUUAUUGGGCAUUGCAGACUUGAUGAAGGAAGUACGUUUGUACAUUGCAAACUGAUUUGACUUCGUCAUGGCGGGAUUGCCUGUGGAUAGGAAUUUCUUGUGGACCAUGUUCUCCAGAAUUGACACAGAUCGAAGUGGUUCUAUUUCAGCCGAUGAACUUCAACAAGCUCUUUCAAAUGGAGCCUGGACACCAUUCAAUCCAGAGACAGUGCGCCUCAUGAUUGGUAUGUUUGAUCAUGAUAACUCAGGGGCAAUAGAGUUCAAUGAGUUCCAGGCAUUGUGGCAGUAUGUAACUGACUGGCAAAGAACAUUUAGAAGUUAUGAUCAAGACAACUCUGGAACCAUUGACAGGGAAGAACUCAAGACAGCUCUUACAAACUUUGGGUACAGAUUGUCUGAGAGAAUGUACACUAUUCUUAUAACAAAGUUUGAUCGCUGUGACAGAGGCUCAAUCAACUUUGAUGAUUUCAUCCAGUGUUGUCUGAUAUUACAGAUUCUGACAAAUUCCUUCAGAAGCCGUGACCGAAAUCUGAAUGGCUGGAUAACAAUAGGAUAUGAGGAUUUCUUAACAAUGGUGUUAAGCUUGAACCUAAAUUAGAUACUCUUUGAAAAGGAACUUGAUUUCAAAUCAAACAACAUUUAUAAGUUGAUGUUUUCCUUCUUCUAAACACCUUUGUCCAGGACCAUGUACUGAUAUAUGGUGAAGAGAAAUUAUGGCUUGGUCACUCCUAGAGGUGGACGAGUGGAGCUGAAAAUUUUUUAUAACAUUUCUGCUCCCACGGAUAAUUUUACAAUAAUGUGUAAAGUUUAAGAUUAUUAUCAUUUAGAAUAUAUCAUUUUGACAACUGAAUAUUUCAGAUUGUAGUAAUAGAUAAUAUCAUGUCAAUGAUGGCAGUUAAAUAAAUAUUAAUAGACUUGUAAGAUAUGCCCAGAAAAAAUUGUCAUGGAGCUGAAAAAUUCUUAUAACAUUUCUGCUCCCAUGGAUAAUUUUACAAUAAUGAGUAGAGUUUAAGAUUAUUAUAAUUUAGAAUAAUUACUGGCAUCUUGUAUCUCCUUAUAAUAUCACCCCUGAAUCAAACAUUUAUAUCACAAGUGUAAAGGAAAUGAUCACCAACUAAUUUAAUGGAUGAAAGGGGUAAGUUUCUAAAGAAACUGUAGUGCUGCGUCAAUCACUCUGACGAAGGGCUAACGCUCAAUGCGUCAGCUUUUUUAGCCUUUGUGGUGGCUAAUUUACGUUUUCAACUCAGUUGUUAACACUAAAUUACCUAAUUUAAUGGAAGCUCUGGAUUUUAAACAGCACCUCAGGAAAUGCAGAGAGAACAGUGUGGCAAAUAUGUAUUCCAAGUUAAAGAGUAAAAGGUUAAUGGCACUGGUUAUUUGUAACAGGCACAUAGAAAGUAACUAUGCAAGCAAGACAAAACCAACAAGUUUUUAUUAACAGCCUUGGUCAAAUUAAGGUGGACAUUUAUUUUGCCUGCCUCAUAAUUAGAACAUUUUGUAUCAAAGUGAUGUAGUUUAAUAUUUCUUGUAAUAAAUAUUA